AUGUUUUGGUUUCUUCUCUACGUCGUCACGCAGGUCAUUCUACUUGGUGCCUGGGUGUCGGGUACCUUGGACCCGUACCAGAAAAGACUGCAGGAAAUUGUCCUGUACAUGAUGGGCGAGACAAAGGCGUCUUAUGCGCUUAAGAAGAGUCUGACUGCCAAGGUCAUCGCCGAAGACACGAAUUUGAGCAAGCUCCAAGAUCAGCUGGGCAACGGAAUUGGGGGAGCUUUCAGCAAGGGCGGCGCUGGUGAAGGAGUUGGAUCGGUCUUGAGCAAGGGACUGUAA
Molecule: messenger RNA, 285 nt
Organism: Penicillium pulvis
Lineage: Eukaryota; Fungi; Ascomycota; Eurotiomycetes; Eurotiales; Aspergillaceae
Exons: 2
Coding region: 1-285 (94 amino acids)
Source: RefSeq, a predicted model, not a curated record